Molecule: messenger RNA, 969 nt
Organism: Thrips palmi
Lineage: Eukaryota; Metazoa; Arthropoda; Insecta; Thysanoptera; Thripidae
Exons: 3
Coding region: 139-642 (167 amino acids)
Biological process (GO): negative regulation of smoothened signaling pathway
Cellular component (GO): ciliary membrane; Golgi apparatus
Source: RefSeq, a predicted model, not a curated record
CCUAGCAGCCGAUGGCAGCCAUGAUGCACGGAGGACAAACUUUCUUUCUUCUUCUGUUUGUUAUGGAUGGAUGGUGAUGGUUUUGGCGUAUUAUCUUUUUACGUUCAACACAACGGGUUGUAACUUUUCAUCUCAAUAAUGGACAAGUUAACGAUCAUAUCUGGUACGCUGUUUAUGGCAGCAGACGUAUUUGCUAUCGUGAGUCUCGCGAUGCCUGACUGGAUAAUUACAGAUGUUGGAGGUGACACACGGUUAGGGUUAAUGUGGACAUGCAUGACCCUAUACGACAGGCCUCAGGUAUGCUUUACACCUGAUCUUCAGCCAGAGUGGUUACUAGCUUUGGUCUGCAUAUUUGUAGGCUGUAUUUGUAUCACCACAACAAUUAUACUUCUUGCAUCAUCUCAUUGGGACCGUAAUGUUGUUCCCUACGCAAGAUGGGUAGGGUUCACCGCAAUGGUUCUUUUCUGCUUAGCUGCUGUCAUAUUUCCGAUGGGCUUUCACGUUGACGAAAUAGGUGGUCAGCCUUAUCAGCUUCCGAACAGUCAUCAAGUGGGCAUUUCAUACAUAUUAUUUGUCCUUGCUCUUUGGAUAACUGUAAUUUCUGAGUUAUUUGCUGGAAAAGUUUGUUUGCCUCACUUUUAAGCAUGCUUUCAGUCUAUAUAUUAAAAAAACAACAACAAAAAAAACAUGUAUUUUGUUAAAUUUCUUAUCUUUUGAUCUUAUUUAUUAGAAUGUAUUUUGAAGGCCUUGUUGCUCCUGUAGAUAUCUUUUCUUACCUUUCCUUGUCUUUGCUAUGCUCUGAUUCUACAACUGGAAAAAUUGACUGUACUUUCCAACUCAGUAUUAUUUUUUCUCAAAUUGUAAUAAGUUAUAGAUUGUAUGUUAUGUAUGUUGUACAUAUUUCUUCUCUCUGUGAUAAAGUAUUUUUAUAAACUAUAUUAAGAAAAUAAAUUGUCGGAUCUAAUGAGA